Volvox carteri f. nagariensis is the source of this 954-nucleotide messenger RNA. RefSeq lists its product as uncharacterized. The transcript is spliced from 11 exons. Gene Ontology annotation, molecular function: ATP binding; protein kinase activity. The coding region runs from base 1 to 954 and encodes 317 amino acids. The record is from RefSeq and is a predicted model, not a curated record. Gene Ontology annotation, biological process: protein phosphorylation. Lineage: Eukaryota; Viridiplantae; Chlorophyta; Chlorophyceae; Chlamydomonadales; Volvocaceae.
AUGGAGCUUAUGGAGACUUCCCUGGAGCGCCUGAUGUACGGCAGUAAGGCAGAAACCCUCAUGCCGCUGGCAAAGGUGCUAUACAUCAGUAUCAAUGUAGCCAAUGCGCUGGCUUAUUUGCACCCCACCGUCGUGCACCGAGACUUGAAGCCAGCCAAUGUGCUCAUGAACAACCCGUCAUGCGACUGGCCCGUCGUCAAACUCUCGGUGUCUUACGCCAAUGUCAUGUCGUACAUGGGGGCCCCCGAGAAGCCCGGCUCUUUCUCAGGGCUAAGGCCUAGCGCGAUGAACCAAUACCAAAUGUACAUGCUGAUGCUGACAACCAUUAAUGUACAUGUACAUGCUGAUGCUGACAUUAAUGUACAUGUGCAAUUCAUUAGGCGGCACAUGACUUUGGGUUGUCGCGGCUUCGAGUUACGGUUAAAUCUACCAAAGCACCUGAUGCUGGCACGGGACCGGUCUAAAGACCGUAAAAUGUUACAGCCCCCGUACAUGCCGCCGGAGUGCUUCGACGUCUUGAGCAAGCACGUUACCCAUCAAGUGGUAGGGCUGGGUGUGUGUCUGUGCGUAACAAACGGGCUUGCUGAGUAUGUACUUAGCAUUAUCCCAGGAUUAGUGAGGUGUGUGAGAACGUGUGGGAACGUGACGAUGUGUAAGGAGGGUGUGAGGAAGGACAUCUACUCUCUGGGUGUGCUGAUCUGGGAGAUGCUGGCCGGCAAGCGGCCGUGGGAGGGAGUGGGCAAUGUGGCCAUCGCGUUCAUGGUGACGUACAAAGGCUUGAGGUUGUCGCUGGACGAUCUGCCCUCAAGCCGCUGUCCUGCCAAACUCUCCCGGCUGCUGAAGGCCUGCUGGGAGUCCGACCCCGCCAGACGACCUGCGGCGGCGGAGGUGGCCAAGGAGCUGACCCUGGUGCUGGAGGUGAGCGGGGGGGCAGCAGCAGCUAACAACACCUAG